This is a messenger RNA of Prorocentrum cordatum, 421 nucleotides long. NCBI's taxonomy places the organism in Eukaryota, Dinophyceae, Prorocentrales, Prorocentraceae. The record is from the annotation of a GenBank genome assembly.
AUGACCCGAGGGUUCCGGAAGGGCCAGACCCCAUCUGGGAGGCCCAGUACGGGCGGGCGGAAAGAGGGGGGGCGGGAGGCGGGCGUCGACGUGCUUUUCUCCACUUCAGGGUCGCGGCUUGCAGUCGUGGCCGUGGUUGGCCGCGCGCGGCCGCGGCCGCUCCCGAUCGCCCUGGCAGCGGGCGCGGGCGGGCUGAACUCGCAGCUGUACAGCAAUCGCGCCGCGGUGAGCCUGCGGGUGGGGGAGUACCAGAAGGCGGUGGACGACUGCCGGCGCGCCAUCCUGCAGGACCCCGCCAACAUUAAGGCGCGCUUCCGCGGCGCGAAGGCCUCGGAGGCCCUCGGCCUCACGUCGCAGGCGAUCAGGUUCUGCGACGGGGCCCUGGCGCUGUCCCCGGCCGAGAAGGAGGUCCUGCAGCUGC